AUGUGUGAAGUUGACUUUGAUGAUAUUAAUGAAGGCUUGAACAUUGAAACCGAUUUGGAUAUACCACAACUAGGAUUGGAAUUUGAAACAGAAGAAGAUGCAUAUCAAUUUUAUUUGGCAUAUUCUAAAAAGGUUGGAUUUGGUGUAAGGAGAGGUAGAAUCCACAAGGAUGAAUCGGGUAAAUUACUUGAUAGGGUCUUUUAUUGUUGUGCCCAAGGUAAAAGAGGAAAAGACAAACGAGAUCUUUAUGUCAAAGCAAGUCGUGAUGAAACAAGGUUUGGUUGUGAGGCUAAAAUGAAGAUUUGUAAUCGGAAAAAAAGCAAGUUUACUGUGGUACAGUUUGUUAAAGAGCAUAAUCAUUAUCUCUCAAGUCCAAAUAAAACGCACCUCUACAGAAGUCAUAGGAAUAUAUCUUCUUCUGCAGCGAUACAGAUUGAGAUGGCAAGUGAUGUGGGAAUCCCCCCAAAAUCAUCUCAUGAUCUUAUGGUGAGGCAAAUGAGAGCUGAUUAUGCAAAUUUUGGAGAUGUUGUUUGCUUUGACACAACCUACAGAAAGAACAAUGAAGGUCGGCCAAUUGCAUUGUUUGUAGGCGUUAAUCAUCAUAAACAAUCCAUACUAUUUGGUGCCGCUUUAUUAUAUGAUGAAACCAGUUUGACUUUUGAGUGGUUAUUUGAUACAUUAACUAGAGCUAUGGGUGAGAAAAAGCCAACUACUAUUCUUACAGAUCAAGAUGCAGCAAUGGCUAAGGCGUUAGCUUCCAGAUGGCCUGAAACACAUCAUCGUUUGUGCAUUUGGCAUAUUUAUCAAAAUGCUGCCAUACAUUUGAAUGGAGUUUUUUCUAUGUUUAGAGAUUUUGCUAAAGAUUUUGCCUCAUGUAUAUAUGAUUUUGAUGAAGAGGAAGAUUUUAUUUCAGCAUGGAACAUGAUGUUAGCCAAGUAUGCACUUGAAGACAAUGAUUGGUUGAGGCGCAUGUACAACAUCAAGGAAAAAUGGGCUUUAGUAUAUGGACGAAAAAUGUUUUGUGCAGAUAUGACUACAACCCAAAGAAGUGAGAGCAUGAAUAGUAUUGUGAAAAAAUAUGUCACUUAUAAACACAAGUUUUUAGACUUUUUCAGCCACUUCCAAAGGCUUCUUGAUGAUCGUCGAUAUGAGGAAUUAAAAGCUGAUUUCAAAUCAAAUACAACUGUUCCCUAUUUAAUGUUUCCAAUUGAGAUUUUAAAGCAUGCUAGUGAAAUUUAUACUCCUGAGGUAUACAAGUGUUUUCAACAGGAGUGGUGCUUAUCUCAUGAUUCUAAUCUUGAAAUUUGUGAGGAUGUUGAUACAUUUGCAAAAUAUAAAGUUACUCCUCACAAAAAGAAAAACCAUCAUAUAGUUACACUUGAUAAGAAGUGUGAAAAGAUUGAGUGUAGCUGUAGAAAAUUUGAAUUUGCUGGGAUUUUGUGUUCUCAUAUUCUGAAAAUAUUUACGUGGAAUAAUAUCAUGAAGAUCCCAAGUGAUUAUGUAUUGAAAAGGUGGACAAGAAAAGCAAAAAUUGGAUAUUUUGGAGUAAAUGAUUCAAUGGCCAACAAUGCUAGUUUGGAUCCAAAAGUACUUCAAAACAUGCGUUACAAAGAGUUGUGUGGGUUGAAUGUUCAAUUGGUUACCAAGGCAGCAGAAAGGGAUGAUACCUACAUGUUUGUUAAAGAUGCUAUGUUGAGCUUGUGUAAGAUAGUGGAUGAUAAAUUACAAGUUAAUGAAUCAAAUGUCCAACAAUUAAAUGUGAGCCAAGCAUCCAGGGAAUUUGAUUAUGGUGAAGGGAACUCUACUGGAGUAAAAGGGAUUAAAAUGAAGAAAAAAACGAUGUCGUAA
Molecule: messenger RNA, 1848 nt
Organism: Zingiber officinale
Lineage: Eukaryota; Viridiplantae; Streptophyta; Magnoliopsida; Zingiberales; Zingiberaceae
Product: protein FAR1-RELATED SEQUENCE 4-like
Exons: 3
Coding region: 1-1848 (615 amino acids)
Biological process (GO): regulation of DNA-templated transcription
Molecular function (GO): zinc ion binding
Source: RefSeq, a predicted model, not a curated record